UUCCCUAGAUCCUGCUGCCGCGUUUUCCCGCUUCACCAGCAGCGGCGGCCACCGCAGCAGCAGCAGCAGCAGCAGCAGCAGCAGCAGCAGCAGCAGCAGCAGCGGCGGCGGCAACUGCAGCAGCCACCGUAGCAGCAGUCUGCGUCGCGGUCGCUUUCUCCUUCUCUGGCGCGCUUCAGUCCCCGUGAGUCACCAUGCCCAACAUCGUGCUCUUCAGCGGCAGCUCUCACCAGGACCUGUCGCAGCGCGUGGCCGAUCGCCUGGGCCUGGAGCUGGGCAAGGUGGUCACCAAGAAGUUUAGCAACCAGGAGACCAGUGUCGAGAUUGGUGAAAGUGUGCGAGGGGAAGAUGUCUAUAUCAUCCAGAGCGGCUGUGGGGAAAUUAAUGACAACUUGAUGGAGCUACUCAUCAUGAUCAACGCGUGCAAGAUUGCAUCCUCAUCCAGGGUAACAGCUGUGAUACCCUGCUUCCCCUACGCCCGGCAAGAUAAAAAGGACAAGGUAGGCGAGAGUCGUGCUCCAAUUUCUGCUAAGCUUGUGGCCAAUAUGUUGUCAGUUGCUGGGGCUGAUCACAUCAUUACCAUGGACCUGCAUGCCUCUCAGAUCCAGGGCUUCUUUGAUAUUCCUGUGGAUAAUUUAUAUGCAGAACCUGCAGUUCUUCAGUGGAUUCGGGAGAACAUCACUGAAUGGAGAAACUGUAUUAUUGUUUCUCCAGAUGCUGGAGGAGCCAAAAGGGUUACGUCAAUUGCAGACAGACUGAAUGUGGAAUUUGCUUUGAUUCACAAAGAGAGAAAGAAAGCAAAUGAAGUGGACCGGAUGGUUCUUGUGGGCGAUGUGAAGGACCGUGUGGCUAUCCUGGUGGACGACAUGGCUGACACAUGUGGUACCAUCUGUCAUGCUGCAGAUAAGUUACUCUCAGCUGGUGCCACCAAAGUUUAUGCUAUUCUUACCCAUGGAAUCUUCUCUGGGCCAGCUAUUUCCAGAAUAAAUAAUGCUGCCUUUGAAGCAGUUGUUGUCACCAAUACCAUUCCACAAGAGGACAAAAUGAAACACUGUUCCAAAAUUCAGGUGAUCGACAUUUCAAUGAUUCUGGCUGAAGCCAUUCGAAGAACCCACAAUGGGGAAUCCGUGUCCUAUCUGUUCAGCCAUGUCCCGCUGUAGUCUGGAUUGGAAUAUUGAAGGGGGAGCAAGCCUCCUCCAACUUCUCACUGUCUUUGUCUGCCUGCUGUUUUAGCAUUAGGACUCAGCAAUUCUAGGAUGAUCACUGGCAAAAGCGUCUGAUCUAUGUACACUCUGAGGGUCCUCUGUCUCCUCAAGGGCAAGACUACUACUUAGCAGUUCUGGGGGAGGGCAGAGGAAGGUGCUGGUUAUUUGGUCUUUAAAUGAAGUGAUGUCAAUGAGAAAAUAGUCUUUUCCCUCAUUCUUUUUUAGUACUUUGAGGCAACAACUUUUAAGCCUAAAAUCCCAUUGUGGAAAUUUGUCAUACAUAUAUUUUGAGGUUGCCAAAGGUGACUUCAAAUGAAAGCCUUCUGUGUAAAUAUAUAAUAAGGCCUGUGGCUAUUUGGGGAAAAUCCUAAAUAGCCUUUAUUUCAGAGAGAACCUUGGAAAAUUUAUACUAUCAUGAAUUUUGAAAUUUUUUUAAUAAUAACGGUUUAUUUUUUUGUCCUUUAUCAGGACUGAAUUUUAUUGAGUCUAAGCUAGUCAUUGACAUACUGACUUUCCUUAGUAGAUAUUAGACAUAUUGAAGACAAUAUAAGGCUGUACCAUUUUUAAUCACCACUUUGAAGAUAUGUCAUAACUGUCAACUUAACUAAAACUCCCAGAUUAUGAUCAGUGAUCACUGUGAUUUGGAUACCAUUUCAGGAUGUAGCAAUGAUUUUGUGGCCACCUAGAUGUACAACUUUGUGUAUCCCAGGGGAAUUACUCUUUAGGAUGACGCUCACGUCCAUGCAUUUUUCCCUAAUAAUUUCUUCUUGUAGAUGUCUUCCAAAAGAGAGACUCCUUGAAAUCCCCUUACAUUUUUUGGCUGAUUAGUAUUUUUUUUCACAUACAUAAAAUAGUGAAGUGUCGAAUGCCAUCAAAUGUAUUUAUUCAAAAAUUGCAUAAUUAUGCUUGAGUUAAAUGUUCUUCGGCCCUAUGUCAUCGGAAGUCCUAAAUUUCUAAUGACUAGUUAUCUCUAAAGCUGCUAAAAUGUAGAUAGGAGAUGGCUACAAAACAGUGGCUACAAAAGUGAAUGUCUGAUCCAUUAAAAUAAACUUCAAAGAAAUGGCUCGGAAAGCUUAGGGAAGAAGAAUCUCAUUAUGGAUGGUAUUCUUUAUAAAACAAUCUUUUAGUGAAGUGUGGAGGUCUGUGCGGACCACAUGUUUAAGGCCAGCCUGGGCUAUACAGUGAGUUCCAACUUAGCUUGGGCUGCAGAAUUAGACUGUGUGUCAUAAAACCAAAUGAAACAACAAAGGCAGUUCUCUAUGUCAUCAUUAAAAGUGGACAACCUAUCAUUUUCCUUCUCACCAAGAAGAGGAUUUGCCUGUGUACCUAAAGCUUAGGAAUGCUAACAAAAAAAAAAAAAAAAUCCCACCCCCGCCCCUUGCUGAGUAUUAUAGGUAAAUUCUCAGCCCUAAAUUCUGCAGGUAGAAAAAUCCUAUCCAUCUGAGUAGCAUACUCAACCAGCGCCCUGGAACAUCAGCUGUCAGAGGAGCAGAAUUCAAAUCAGUGUUACAAAGUAUAAUUUAUGUUAUUAUAGAAACUGGCAUUUUGACUAUACCUUACUUGUAACCAUUCUGAAGAAAGUGGUCCACUUCACCUGGGAAGCUCAGCUCUGUGGUACAGUCUGACUGUAAAGCCUUGGCUAAGACGUGUGUCAAGACCUGUUUGAUACUAUGCAACUGUUACUUUUGAUAAAUGUAUGAUGAAUGUAUUUCUUGGGUUUUAUGGCUAUGCUGCAAACAUCCUUGUGCAUACCCACAUGGAGAUAGCUCUGUGUGUGUGUCUGUGUACACAUGUCCCAAAGUGUUGGCAUGACAAAAGCCAGUUGGUAAUCAUUUUGUUUAAGAUAUUUAAAGCUUAAUGUGUACAGUGGAUCUUAAAAUAAUAAUGUUCAGAUUUAAAACCCUGCUAGAAAAAAAAAAUCUAUCUGGCUCUUCUAUGAAAUUGAGAGCUCAUGGUUUCUGCCCUUACUUGGCCUGAGUUAGUAUUUUAAAGUACCUCUGAAUACAUUUGUGAACUAAUUAGCCUGGACUGAGCCUUAUUUAGUGGAAAUACAGUUUUAAAUAUUGAUGGUUUCAGUUUGGCUAAAAUGACGAAGGCUGCCUCGUGAGCAGCCUUAAUUCAGAACUUUCUUGUUUCUUGCUGCUUGUGGUAAAGAAAUAUAAUGGAAACCACCAAAUAGAUCAGCUCUGUCCAACUAUGGAAGGAGAAUGUUAGGGAUGUCUAGCCAGAAAGGGGAGCCAGGAAAAUGAAUAUGCCAAAGUUGUUUAGCCUCCACCUAAAUUUUAUUAGUCAACUGAUAGAUGUUCAUAUGCUAACUUUCCUUUGUUCGAUACAAUGUCGACUAAAUUCAGGGAUAUAUUCCUUGCAGUGCUUGCCCUGGUUUUAGAGACUAGAGAAUUUUAAGAUCCCAUGCCGUUUACUAAGACAUUUCAAUAAAAUUGUGCUGACUUCCUUGUUUCA
Molecule: messenger RNA, 3665 nt
Organism: Rattus norvegicus (Norway rat)
Lineage: Eukaryota; Metazoa; Chordata; Mammalia; Rodentia; Muridae
Gene: Prps2
Product: phosphoribosyl pyrophosphate synthetase 2
Biological process (GO): AMP biosynthetic process; ribonucleoside monophosphate biosynthetic process; 5-phosphoribose 1-diphosphate biosynthetic process
Molecular function (GO): AMP binding; ADP binding; ribose phosphate diphosphokinase activity
Source: RefSeq, a predicted model, not a curated record